Messenger RNA from Lottia gigantea (owl limpet), 366 nucleotides. RefSeq lists its product as hypothetical. The transcript has 2 exons. The record is from RefSeq and is a predicted model, not a curated record. The annotation marks the transcript as partial. Lineage: Eukaryota; Metazoa; Mollusca; Gastropoda; Lottiidae.
CAGGAAUCUACGAUAUUAAAUACAGCUAUAUUAACUGGUAAUAAACAGACGUUCCCGUUAAAAAUCUAUUCUGUAGAUAAAGAAGGUAGUUUACAAGAUGUCACCUAUAAAACUGUCUGUCAUUCUGCUGAUAUAGAGGUCAUCAAGGUGGCUCCAGAUUGUUCUGAAGUAUAUCUAGAUGGUGAUGAGACACAAGGAUCUCAUAAUGUAACUAUUAUCACCAAGACUGGUUACUAUACCUCAUUCUUACAUCUUAAAGUCUGGAUACCAGAGAACAGACUGGAUAUACAGCUCUCAGAUUAUAAACUUAAUCCAAUCAAAAAAUGGAAAGUUCCCAAUUUGGAGAAGAAGAAAAAAAGAAGGUAA